This is a messenger RNA of Chlorocebus sabaeus (green monkey), 1426 nucleotides long. RefSeq names its product prefoldin subunit 1 (gene PFDN1). Gene Ontology annotation, molecular function: protein folding chaperone. The record is from RefSeq and is a predicted model, not a curated record. Lineage: Eukaryota; Metazoa; Chordata; Mammalia; Primates; Cercopithecidae. Gene Ontology annotation, cellular component: prefoldin complex; cytoplasm. Gene Ontology annotation, biological process: protein folding.
CCUUCCCCCACCCUCUUUCAGGCCAACUCCCACUGCGCAGGCGCAUACAGUGCACCAACAUGGCCGCCCCCGUGGAUCUUGAGUUGAAGAAGGCUUUCACAGAGCUUCAAGCCAAAGUUAUUGACACUCAACAGAAGGUGAAGCUCGCAGACAUACAGAUUGAACAGCUAAACAGAACGAAAAAGCAUGCACAUCUUACAGAUACAGAGAUCAUGACUUUGGUAGAUGAGACUAACAUGUAUGAAGGUGUAGGAAGAAUGUUUAUUCUUCAGUCCAAGGAAGCAAUUCACAAUCAGCUGUUAGAGAAGCAGAAAAUAGCAGAAGAAAAAAUUAAAGAACUAGAACAACUUGCUUCUUUCAUUCCAUAUGAAGCACAAACAUUGCCAUUGGUAGGGCUGGCCGGUGGACUCACUGUCGAGUGCCAGCAGCAGAAAAAGUCCUACCUGGAGCGGAGCGUUAAGGAAGCUGAGGACAACAUCCGGGAGAUGCUGAUGGCACGAAGGGCCCAGUAGGGAGCCUCUCGGGGAAGCUCUUCCUCCUGCCCCUCCCAUUCCUGGUGGGGGCAGAGGAGUCUCUGCAGGGAAACUUCAGCUUCUCUUCUGCCCCGAUGGACACUUUAUCUGGAUGACCUAGCAACGUCACAUUUUCUGCGUCACCCUGAGCCCCAUUUGCUUCCAAGCCCUGGAGUUUUUACCCUGGCUUUGCCUGCCACCUCUGCCCAGGACACUCUUCCCUCUCGGGGUGUGUGAUGAACUCCCAGGAGAGGGAAGAUGGGAGCCAGGGCAAGAUAGGAAGCUCUGCCUGGGCUUUCCACUAGGCAUGCCAGCCAGACCAAUAAAAAGCAUCCGUCCCACUCUGCUAAGCCUGCUUUUCUUCAGCAGAGGGAUGGAACAGAGGGUGAGAGAGGCAGUGGCCAUCUCCACCUCAGCUCCUGCUCCCUCUGCAUCGGAGCCCUUCCUUUCUUGGGGGAUGGGCUCUUGCCCUCUUCUCUUUUCCCUUCCUGUACCUUUGACUAACCCCUCAGCUUCCGGGCCUGCAUGUAGUAGACAGAAGAGGAAGAAAGAACAGACGUUCACAGCUGAAUCUCAGUGAACAGAAUAGCAGUCCCUGGAUGGCAGUCUACCUAAAGAUUCCUUUCCCUGCCUUCUCCCAUACAUUCCAAAAGGAAGUUCAACAGUCAGCAGCACCUCCAAGACUGUCUCCUUUUGGCCAAUAUCAUAAGAUGGACGCUGUAAUCCUGAGGCCUCCCAGAGGCUGAGGGGCAAUGGUGUGCUCUAGCUGGCUCAUCCCAGCCCAGGUGGGCCAGUUAUUCAAUUUUCAAGAAUUUUGUUGCAAGCCAGUUGUUAAACACAGCCAUUAUAAUUAUGUAAAUUGCAAAUUAUGUUAAAAACAAGGACAAUAAAUAUUCAAAAUGCAUCCCUAAUUA